UACAAAAAUAGAUUUUUAUUUUAUUUUACAAAAUGAAAAUUACUAAAUUAUUUUCGAGUGCUAAGUUAAUAGAGAGAAGUACAAAUUGUUGUGGGGUUGUUCGAAAUUAUUGUAGUUCAAAGGGUACAAGUGGCACCAAAGAGGAAAAAACUGAUUCUAACAAGAAAGGUCUAGUGGUGGGUGUAUAUAAAACAAAGAACACAUUAGAACUAACACCAAUUGCUCAAGAAAUCAACCAAAAGAGUGGAGAUAAGUUGACACAGCAUUUGAACAAAUUAUGUGGAGAGCUGCGGUUGGGCAAGGCGUUUACACUAACAGAUGUGAUGCCCGAAUAUUCCGCCAUAGCAAUCACCUGCUUUGGACCUAAGGAUGCUGGCUAUAAUGCUCUUGAAUCACUGGAUGAGGCAAGGGAGAACAUUCGUUGGGGCGUGGGUGCGGGCGUGAAGUUGUUGAAGGCGCGCGGCUGCGGCGUCAUCGAGGUGGACCCCGCCAACGCACCUGACGCGGCUGCCGAGGCCGCCGAGCUGGCAGCAUGGAGGUUCCAAAAGUUUAAGACGAAAGACUCCCGUAAGACUGAGUGCCACGUAAAGUUGUAUGGCAACGAGGGCAAAGAGCUGUGGAAGCUGGGCGCUAUAUACGGGGAGGCACAGAACUGGGCGCGGUACCUGUCUGACAUGCCAGCCAAUAAGAUGACGCCUGUCGACUUAGCACAGGCGGCCAUCGACGUCCUGUGUCCGCUGGGAGUGAGCGUGGAGGCGCACGACCGCGAGUGGAUCCGGGCGCAGCGCAUGCAGGCCUUCCUGGCCGUCGCGCGCGGCUCCUGCGACACGCCCAUGUUCCUCGAGUGCAUCUACCGGCCCGGCGCCGUCACCGCCGCGCCCGUACUACUCGCGGCUAAAGGAGUCACCUUCGACAGCGGUGGCCUGUGCUUGAAGGACUGCAACAUGAUGCUGGACAACCGCGGCAGUAUGGCCGGCGCCGCCGUCGUACUCGCCGCUAUCAAGAUCAUCGCUAAACUUAAGUUGCCGAUAAACGUGUCGGCAGUGAUCCCCAUCUGUGAGAACAUGGUGAGCGGUCAGUGCAUGAAGGUGGGAGAUGUCGUCAGGGCGCUCAACGGACUGUCCAUUGAGAUAGAAAACACGGACAUGGAAGGCCGGUUGAUGAUGGCGGACGCGCUGGUGUAUGGCCAGUCGCUGUUCAAACCCGCAAUGGUCAUUGAUGUUGCUACUUUCACCCACGGCGUCCUGAUGGCGACGGGUGGCGGCGCGUUCGGUUGCUUCAGUAACUCGGAGUCGGCCUGGCGCGCCGUGCAGGCCGCCGGCGUCAUCACUGGGGACAGACCGUGGCGGUUCCCGUUGUGGAAGUACUUCCACAAACAGAUCACCAAUGACCCUGCAGUAGAUUUGAGGAACAAGGGAUCUGGGCACGGCACCCCAUGUCUUGGAGCUGCUUUUCUAAAGAACUUCGUGUGCUGCGACUGGGUGCACAUGGACAUCACGGGCGUGGGCAAGGUGUCCCCGUGGGGCGGCGCGCCGUACCUGGCGCCGCGCCGCAUGUCGGGCCGCCCCGCGCGCACGCUGGCCGCGCUGCUGCACCACCUGGCCGCCGCCGCCAACCGCAACGACAACAAACAAGAACCCACUCCGUGCGCCGCCAAGUCCUAAAUUAUCCUUUACUUUCGGCUAAUAUGUUUAGAACUGUACGUGUGGUUCGGUCACAUUGAAACCCCAUAAAACAUUUGAUACAAACGAGUCUACUAGUGAUGUCUUGUCCAGUAAAGUUUGUAAGAAACGUUCAAUAAACAUAUCUCAAGCGCAUCGUCUCGUUUUAAAACUUAAUUUAAAGGACUUUUACUUCAAACAUACAACAUUCCAUAUCAAUGAGAUCUUUAUCGUUAAAACUAUACACAACAUACAUUGAGAAAUUCGAGCAGACCACAACCAGCAGGUUAGAGCGCGUAGGCGUAUCAGUAGAGUACACAAACAUCGAGUGUAAUCUCAUUAGUCUACACAAUUAAUAACAGCGCAUUAGGGCGAGCUCGGGUAAAUAUUUACGAACAACGCAAAAACUAAACACAUAAUCAAAUCAACGGGUGCGAAAUGAAACACCGAUGCUUAUUGACCUAAAAAUGAAGAAACAUUUAUUUUCAGUAUGUCUUUUGUAAAAUUUAAUAACAGAAUGAAUCAAAUGUGGUAAGAGAAUAACAGAGCGGAUUACUUUCCAUUUCGAUAGAAUUAGUUUCACCAACAAUAGAAAUAUAAUAUUUAUCAAGUCAUUUACAGAUACAAUUAAUGCAGUACCAAUAAAUCUAAUUUAUUCGUUUACUGAGUUAGUUAAAUUUAAACAUUUAUUACGUUACCAUAAUGUACACGGAGUGGAGCGGGCGGAGGGAGCCGUCCGCCGGGUACACUAUCUUUUUUUGGGAUUUUUUAAAUUUUUAUUCCUCACGUACUUUAUAAAUAUCUCAUACUUGAAAAAAAUUUACAUUAAAAUGUAUCGGAAAGGUGCGGGACGCUAGCACCGCAGACACUAGGGCGCGACGCAAACAGAGGCACGCACGCACACAUACAGGACGGCGGCCGCCCCAA
Spodoptera litura is the source of this 2588-nucleotide messenger RNA. Its product is annotated as crystallomitin S-Lap7. Gene Ontology annotation, molecular function: manganese ion binding; metalloaminopeptidase activity. Lineage: Eukaryota; Metazoa; Arthropoda; Insecta; Lepidoptera; Noctuidae. The record is from RefSeq and is a predicted model, not a curated record. Gene Ontology annotation, cellular component: cytoplasm. Gene Ontology annotation, biological process: proteolysis.